Messenger RNA from Branchiostoma floridae (Florida lancelet), 1015 nucleotides. Its product is annotated as gem-associated protein 8-like. Lineage: Eukaryota; Metazoa; Chordata; Leptocardii; Amphioxiformes; Branchiostomatidae. The transcript is spliced from 3 exons. Gene Ontology annotation, cellular component: SMN complex. The coding region runs from base 99 to 944 and encodes 281 amino acids. Gene Ontology annotation, biological process: spliceosomal snRNP assembly. The record is from RefSeq and is a predicted model, not a curated record.
AAACAACUGCACACCAGCAUGAUGUAUGGGUGACCUGCUGUCCAGUCUAGGAGUAGCUCAAAGCAGCUGACCAGGCCAGGUCAUCCUGUCUGUAAAACAUGGCGGAACUGAACCUACCAGGAGAGGAGACGGCAGACAAUUCAGAGGAAGAAGACUCUGCUGAAGAGGUAGAAAACUUGUCCGAGGAACCCAGUACUGUAGACGACAGUGUGUCGGAGGAUAACGGUGGUCCCACCAUGCAGGGGAGCUGGGAGGAACACUGGCACUAUAACCCCAGAUAUGACAAGUACUGGCAGCACUGGCACAGCAUGAUGGGCUGGUACCAGCAGCACAGGAAGGCACCAGCACAGGUCCAGGCAGUGUGGCAACAUGUCAUGCAAAAUGGAUAUGCUCCAAUGGAACCAUGUGAAGCAAGGACCAAUCAUUACAGAAGGAGGCGUCACUCGUGGGACAGAAGAAGUGCUUCGAAAGACAGUCUGAGCUCAAAUGCGAAACGGCGUAAAAGGACUAAACGUAAGAAACACAAAAAGAAGCGUAACAGGAAGAAUGUGGCAAAGCACAGUGAUACGGACACGAUGGACACCACCAGUGACACAGGGAACAGUGAAGUCCCGGAGAUUUCUCCCGAGUUCCGAGAGUUCAUGGCAGUGACAGCCAGACAUCGCGAGGAGAGGAGGAGACAGAGGGAGGAGGCUGCCAGGCAGGCUGCUAUGGAGGAGGAUUAUAUUGAGGCUGACAAGCUGGGAUUGCCGAAGUUUGGCAGGACUACAACUGAGGCUCCAGCUCAACAGCCAGGUCAGCAGCGUAAAGCAGAGAUGAAGCGGUUGUAUGGCAUACGGGCACCAGUCAUCCAUGGUCUGGAGACUGCCAUACAGAUGGCGUUUGAUGCCUGCUGUGACCUCAAACAACCCAAACUAUGGCCAACUAUCCCACUCAAACUGUAGAGUCAAGUUUUCCUUUUCUGCUACUUUUUGAAUACUAACAUUUGUACCUGUUACAACUGUUACAAAUGUUU